Molecule: messenger RNA, 1042 nt
Organism: Macadamia integrifolia
Lineage: Eukaryota; Viridiplantae; Streptophyta; Magnoliopsida; Proteales; Proteaceae
Product: succinate dehydrogenase subunit 5, mitochondrial-like
Exons: 7
Coding region: 1-930 (309 amino acids)
Biological process (GO): tricarboxylic acid cycle
Cellular component (GO): respiratory chain complex II (succinate dehydrogenase)
Source: RefSeq, a predicted model, not a curated record
AUGGGUACUGGACCUGUAGAGCGGUCUACGGAAUCUGAGGAUACUCCAUAUCUAGGGUUAUUGUCCGGUGAUGGGGUAAGCAGUUCUGUUGAGAUCUCAGAGGGUGUUGAUGCUGGUGGCUAUUCGAUAAAAUUGUUUGAGAGCCAGCAUAACAUCAUAGCUCAAUUGCUUGCUUCACCUGAGGAAGAAUCAAGCGGUCUUAUUGAACAUGCUUUUGAUACUCAGCUGUGGAGAGAUUUGAUUCUGUCUGAUACAGUUCCCGAUAAUGCCAAUGUUGGAGUUUUGAUAGGUAAAUGCCGAGCUCUUGCUGGUCAAAGAGUUUUGGUUACAUCCAGGAGCAACCUUAGUGGUGUGGUUGGAGAGGUAUCAGGUAAUUGCAGGCCUCCUUUUGCAAUGGGCAUUGGCAGUUUGCGCUCAUUCAGUGAAGAUGUAACUCACCUGCCUGCCAUAGCUGACCAUGAAAUUGAGAAUGUGUCCAAGGAUCUAAUGGCUGCAAGUUGGGAUGAGCUCCCGGAUGCCUUAAUUCAUGAUGCCAAGAUGGCAUUGUCCAAAAAUACAGAGGACAAGGCCGGUCAGGAGAUCCUGGCAAAUGUAUUUCGUGCAGCUGAGGCUUUAGAGCAAUUUGGUGGUGUCCUUGUAUCUUUGAGGAUGGAGAUUGAUGAUACCAUUGGAUUGAGUGGUGAGAAUGUGCGCCCCUUGCCAGAUGAGCUUGCAGAUGCACUCAGUGCAGCCUACAAACGCUACACAAUGUAUUUGGAUGCAUCUGGUCUUGAUGAGGCUUAUUUACGGAAGAAAGUUGAGACUGAACUGGGGACAAAGAUGAUACAUCUAACGAUGAGGUGCAGUGACCUUGGUUCUAAAUGGGGAAAGGUCACAGUUCUUGGAACCUCUGGACUUUCUGGCUUCUACGCCGAGCAAAGAGCUCCAUAGUUUUGGAAAGAUUUUCAUUUUACAUUUUACUGUAAGGUUUUCUUUUGUGUGAAAUGUUUACUCACAUGCAUAAUUGUCUCAAAAGCAAUUUAAUCCAGGUGCUUUUGCAUUA